Messenger RNA from Olea europaea var. sylvestris, 569 nucleotides. Its product is annotated as nascent polypeptide-associated complex subunit beta-like. The transcript has 3 exons. Lineage: Eukaryota; Viridiplantae; Streptophyta; Magnoliopsida; Lamiales; Oleaceae. The coding region runs from base 39 to 569 and encodes 176 amino acids. Gene Ontology annotation, cellular component: nascent polypeptide-associated complex; cytosol. The record is from RefSeq and is a predicted model, not a curated record.
UUUGCCUCUUCAAAUCUAAUACUCCACCGGUCCCAAAGAUGAAUGUGGAAAAGCGAAUGAAGAUGGCUGGUUCAGUCCGAACUGGUGGGAAAGGUACCUUGAGAAGAAAGAAGAAAUCUGUUCACAAGACUACCACCACAGAUGAAAAAAGAAUGCAAAGCACCCUGAAGAGAAUUGGGGCGAAUACUAUUCCUGCAAUUGAAGAGGUGAAUAUUUUCAAGGAGGAUGUAGUCAUCCAGUUCACUAAUCCUAAAGUUCAAGCAUCUAUUGCUGCCAACACUUGGGUUGUUAGUGGCACUCCUCAGAACAAGAAAUUGCAAGAUAUUCUCCCUCAAAUCAUUCAUCAGUUGGGUCCUGAUAACUUGGAGAAUUUGAAGAAAUUGGCAGAGCAGAUCCAAAAGGAGGCAUGUAAUGCCCCGACCCCUUGUGCUAGAAAAUCGUGUAGGAAUUUGACUUUUCAUAUUCCACGUACUCCAGUUGAUACUAGAGCUUGGUACGGUGCCAUCCCGAUAGUUGCUUGGAAGCUGUUAUUAUAUGCGAAUUCUACUAGGGGUAUGUAUGACUCCUAA